Molecule: messenger RNA, 975 nt
Organism: Schistocerca nitens (vagrant locust)
Lineage: Eukaryota; Metazoa; Arthropoda; Insecta; Orthoptera; Acrididae
Product: ankyrin repeat domain-containing protein 1-like
Exons: 4
Coding region: 1-975 (324 amino acids)
Cellular component (GO): cytoplasm; nucleus
Molecular function (GO): protein binding
Source: RefSeq, a predicted model, not a curated record
AUGUCCAUUGUAAAAUGUGUUCAGGCGAUACUUUAUGUGCACUUCGGUCGUCACAGUGCAGAACAGUCACCAUCGCCAGACGUGGAGCAACGGAGAGGGUGCCUGGAGGAGGACCUGGCGGCGCUGCUGGCGUCUGGGGAGGCGGCGGACGUGACGCUGAGGGUGGGCAGGCGAGGCUGCCGGCUGGCGGUGCACCGGGUGCUGCUGGUGGCUCGCUGCCCCGCGCUCGCCGCCGUGCUGCGCGUCAAGGGCGUGCGGCCCGCCGUCUUCGCGGAAGUCAUGCGCUUCGUCUACACGGGGAAGGCGGCGCUGGAGGCGGACUCGCCCGGCGCCACCAACGGCAGCGUCACCGUGCCCGGCGGCGCCGGCUCGCCCUACCAGCAGCCGUCGCAGAUGUCUCCCGGCAGCUCGAGCAUCAAGUCGGAGCCCGUGUCUCCCGGCAGCGCGGGCCUGCACACGCCCACGCCGGUGGUGAAGCGUGAGUACGCCGCCGCCCCCGCGCAGGGCGACCUGCGCCAGAUGAUCUCCAUGUACCUGCCCACCGACCCGUCUGCCGGCGUGCCCGACCACCACCAGCAGCAGCAACAGCAGCACACCAAGCCAGAAGAGGAUCUGAAUUGGAGGCUUCUGCAGGCAGCUAAGGAUGGAGCAGUGGAGGAACUGCGGGUGCUGACCGCUGUUGGGGCAGAUGUUGAGACAAGGGACGAGUAUAGGAAAACAGCCCUCCACUGGGCAGCAGAGAGGGGGUAUGCGAGGGCAGUCGAUUGUCUACUGAGCAAUGGGGCAGAAGUGAACACCAGGGACAGGUGGCAGCUUACACCGCUGCACAGGGCAGCAGAGAGGGGGCACCAGGAUGUGGUAACUGUGCUGCUGGAAGCAGGAGCAGACAAGUCGGCCAUGGACAACAGAGGGAGAACACCUCUGUACAUCGCCAAAGUGAUCAAUAGGUGGCAAAUUAUGAACAUUCUGAGGUGA